UUGAUAAAAGGAACGUUCAUCAUCAUCACAUACUCGAUACAACAAAUUAGAUCUUGUGGCUGCCAUCAAAGGUUCCAUUCCACAGUAUCGCUAUUAUCAUAAAUGCCAACCAAUAGCGGCGGAACGGCAGCAAGAGGUGGGAAACGCGGAACUUUGCUUCUAGUCGCCGUUCUUUUGGUCAUUCAAUUCGUAUCAUGGCGUGGGACUUAUAGAUUGAAAGCAAGCUCUUUAUCAAGAGAGAUCAUCAGCAACAAUAUCUUGAUCAAAAGGCAAGUCUUCGAAGAUCCAGUAGACAAUAUUUUGGCAAACCAGAACUAUUCAGUCUUAGAAGAAGAUGUUCUCCUAAAUAACAAGAAGGAGGACAAGAAGGACAAGAAGAAGGAAAAGGAAGACAAGAAGCAUAAUAAAAAGGAAAAGAAGAGAAAGGACAAAGAUAAAAAGAAGCAUAGCUCUUCUUCUAGCUCCCAUCUAUCUUCAACACACACUUUAUCUUCUUCCUCAAAAUCAAAAGUGGUCUCAACCUCAUCCACAAAGUCAGGAUCGACCACUGCAACCCCGCAUUGUCAGCCGUUACCUACGGAAUCGUCACCUAAAGAUGUUUGUGAUCACGUCAGAAAAUACUGCCCUCCAACCGGCCACCUGAAUUACCUAGAAUUUUUCUACUGUAUUGGUUUGGAUGAGGUAGGAAAUACGAAAAUUGUCAGUGCACAACCAACAUCCGCACCAACUUCACAAGCUGAACUCAGACGUCUUACGAACGAAGAGCUCAACAUCUCUCGUAGCAAAAAGAAGCAACAUGACGCAUUGACCUCCGCACAGAAAGGGCUAAGGGCUGUGGCUUUGGCGAUAAUCAUAAGUUGGAUGUUGUUCCUCUUCUCUUGGGUGGGUAUCGUUGCUAGCGAUUUCUUUUGUCCCAAUCUGAGCACAUUGGCUGCUCGUUUGGGAUUGAGUGAAAGUACAGCCGGUGUAACUUUUUUGGCCUUCGGUAAUGGUAGCCCGGAUGUCUUUUCCACCUUUGGUGCAAUGCGAACCGGAUCGGGUUCAUUGGCAAUCGGAGAAUUGAUCGGAGCGGCAUCUUUUAUCGUUAGUGUUAUCUCCGGAUCGAUGAUGCUUAUCGCACCUUUUCGGGUGAAGCCAUAUCCAUUCAUGCGUGAUGUUGGAUUCUUUACUGUGGCCGUUUCCAUGACUAUGGCAUACUUGAUGGACGGAAAGCUAUUGUUCAGUGAAUGCUUGAGCAUGAUUGCGCUGUACAUUUUAUAUGCUGCAACAAUUAUCAUCGGAUCAUGGUGGCAAGAGAGAAGAAGGCAGAAGCGCUUGAGAAUGGCCAACAUUCGAAGUGAACAUAGCACAGGCGAGCAAACAUACGAAUCCUUUAGCGACACAGAAGGACAAACGCAUUCCGUUCAAACUGAACGUUCACCGAUGCUAGGACCUUUCAGCGCGGUGGAAUACGAGCCAGAUGAGGAUCCAUUCACUCAAUGGGCAGAUCAACAGGAUGCCAUCAAUAACGGUCACUUGACACCCUACUCCGGCAUGUCUGCCACCCAUUCGCCUCUGCUUCACCCUAUCGAUUUACCGACAGCUUCGAGCAACGGGGGCGGAAAUACAGCAAACUCAAGACUCCUGCGAUUUAGAGCGGGUGUGCUCGCUCGUCAUUCUUUACUGGGAGCGGUUGAAUUUCGUGAUGUAGUACGCAGCUUGCAACAAGAAUCCUCAGCUGAUAGAAGUAUGGAAAUCUUCCAAAGCCGCGAUCCGGAGAGAUACUUGCCUCAUCCACAACAUUCGCAUUUUCAUCAAUCACCUCAAGGCGAAGCCAAUAGCCGCAGACAUUUGCGUACAAAAAGUCUCACAAGACCACACACUUCACGAUUAACUCUCUCGCCCAAUGAAGGAAUUCGUGCUUCAUUGGUACGAAGUAGAUCGACUAUUGGCUCAUCGGCAGAUGCUGGUGCAAUGACUGAUGUUGUCCGUCCAACAUUGGAGCAAAUCGGCCAACAGUCUGAAUUAUCUUCAAUGGCUGCUGCUGUGGACGAUCCUUGGAAGGAGCAUAGUCCUUCGGAUGGUUGUGAGACAGAAACAAUGCUCCCGCCAUCUGCCUUGCCGCUGGAUCAAGCUGGUAAUGACGACGAGGAUCGAGAAGCACAAGCCGCUACUGCUCAUGCCAAACCUGUCCUGCCCAGGCUUGCUAUUCGAAAAGCAACCAUGUCGACCACAAAUCAAGAUGGGAUUUCUAGACAAGACAGCAAGAAAUCAUUGGACAUCUCCUCUGUACGCCAAAGGCAACACUUUGAGUCACCCUUUUCAAGUAAAGAAGCAUUCUUCCGCGCCGUUCAACGUACAAGAAGAGCUCUUUUCCCAUCUUUGCGACACUUUCGUGAAAAGUCAUGGCUUGGAAUUGUAGUCGGAAUUGUGACUGCACCUGCCAUCUUACUCUUACGAAUGACAUUACCUGUUGUCGAUGAUUCAGAAGAACAAAGUCUGGUCACAGGAGAGAAGAAAGCACGUGGAGGUAGUGAGUCCGGACAGAUUCGUUUGGCGGGUGACGAAUCACCAUUAAAUGCACAUCAGCGCUCAUACUCAAGAGCAAAUGAAGCUGAUGAAGAAGAGGAUGAUGAUGAAACUGUCGGAGGCCGCGGUGUGAUUGAUCUCAGCUCUGCGCCUGUAGAUGAUCCGUGGAAUUCAAGUAUCGCGCAACAAGAGGGUGCAGAUGAUGAAGGAGAAGAGGCUAACCGUCAGCGUCAAUUGCAUGUCGCCUCAGCUCUUCGACAUCUGCCAGAAGAAGGAUCACCCUUACUUAACGAUUACAAUCGACCAUCUCACGCCCAAUCGCCUAUGAGCAAUUUAAGCCGAAAUGUUAGCCAUCACGGAAAGAAACGAGCUCUCUCCACAACUGAAAGUGUCAAUUCCUGUCACAGCGAUGAUUCUCACAUUUCUUCUCCGACUCAAAAUCUGUUUUUGAUCGUUGCACAAUGCGCUUUUGCACCUCCAUUUUGCGUUUGGGCAAUCACUUCCUCUGCUCGAUCCUCACACGUUUUGGCUAAAACGAUCUUUGCGCUGUUUUGCGGAUUGGCACUUGCGACUGUGGUUCUCUUUGCGGUCAUGCAUAGAAGGCAUAGUGGAAGCAGGACUGUUCAUCCUGCCUUGAUUUCAGCUUCAGGCUGGGCACGUGUUGCUGCUGGCUUCUUUGUUAGCAUCCUCUACAUUAUGACAAUCGUUGAUGAGGUCGUCAGCAUUCUCCAAACAUUGGGAGUCGUGCUGGGAUUAAGCGAUGCAAUUCUGGGAUUGACCGUAUUCGCAAUGGGCAAUAGUCUCGGAGAUCUAGUUGCCAAUAUCACCAUUGCAAAGAUGGGCCAUCCUGUUAUGGCAAUCUCGGCAUGCUUUGCAGGUCCUUUGCUCAAUCUGCUAUUGGGUAUCGGUAUCUCAGGUUCAUGGCUACUUUCAAGAAAAGACAACGUCCCUGGUCAUACCAAUCACCUUUCCCUCAUGCGACACGAAAAGCAUGAGCAAGGUAUUUAUUAUAUCGACUUUUCACCUACUUUGACCGUCAGCGGUUUUGGAUUGUUGUUGAUCUUGGUAGGAACGUUGAUCAUGGUGCCAAUGAACGGAUUUUAUUUAAGCCGAAAGAUUGGAACAACAUUGAUUGUCACAUACAUCAUCAUCAUGUGCGUCAAUAUUGGUGUAGAAGUGUACAGCCUUCACAGUACACUUUACCCCAUUUAAUGAUUCACCUUUUACUAUUUCUGACUUGCUUCAUAUUGACGAUUUCAACUUCCCGUUUUGUAAAACAUCGAUUCGACAUUUGUACAAAUAAUGCUAUACUACAUCGUAUAUCGCUUUUUUACACGAAGAAGAGUGAACCAGUCGGCGCGAUCUCUGCAGC
Molecule: messenger RNA, 3880 nt
Organism: Meira miltonrushii
Lineage: Eukaryota; Fungi; Basidiomycota; Exobasidiomycetes; Exobasidiales; Brachybasidiaceae
Exons: 1
Coding region: 103-3720 (1205 amino acids)
Biological process (GO): monoatomic cation transport; intracellular calcium ion homeostasis; transmembrane transport
Cellular component (GO): membrane
Molecular function (GO): monoatomic cation transmembrane transporter activity
Source: RefSeq, a predicted model, not a curated record